AUGGCAACGCACGCUGCUUACGUCAUACGUUGGUGGCUACUAGUUUGGCAUGUGUCUUAUAUAGUAUGUAUUUCCAAUGAAAAUGCCACAACUCAAAUACAAACGGAGUCAACAAGCUCGAGUGUUCGUCUCACCGAACCACCAACGACAUCUGCAUCGACUGUUAAAUAUACCAGCAAGCCAGCAACCAGCGUAAAGCAAUCAACCACGAAUGGACCUACAGACAGAACAAGUACGUCAAUAUCAGUGCCGAUACCUAAAAGCUCAACAAGUGAAACUACCGCAGUAGAAGACACUAGCACUCCCGAGGGAAUAAUAAGUACUACAGUCGAAAGUGCCAUAGCAGUAGAUGCCACGAAUGUCCCGUUUGUCGGUACCAAUCUGACGACAACAAGUUACACAACAGAAUCCACAGUUAGUGGAUCAUCCGCGAGUGAUUCAACGACAAGCCAAUCCAAUGAGCUAACAACAAACAAAUACUAA
This is a messenger RNA of Saccoglossus kowalevskii, 483 nucleotides long. RefSeq lists its product as uncharacterized. NCBI's taxonomy places the organism in Eukaryota, Metazoa, Hemichordata, Enteropneusta, Harrimaniidae. The record is from RefSeq and is a predicted model, not a curated record.